AUGAGUCACCUCAUGCUUCAGUUGCAUGUAGGAAUAGCCUUUUAUGUGCUCUUCAGAUGGUGUCAUGCAGGAAUUACAAAUAUAAACUGCUCUGGUGACAUGUGGGUAGAGCCUGGUGAAAUUUUUCAGAUGGGGAUGAAUGUUUCUAUAUACUGCCAAGAAGCUCUUAAGAACUGCCAACCAAGGAAGCUUUUUUUUUAUAAAAAUGGCUUCAAACAAAGGUUUCAUAUCACGAGGAUUAAUAGUACAACAGCCAGACUUCAGUAUGAAAGCUUUGAGGAGGCUCAUGCCUCUAUACAUUGCACUGCCGAAUGUCCUGGGCAUCAUCAAGAGACGCUCAUUUGUGGGAAAGACAUUUCCUCUGGAUAUCCACCAGAUGCCCCCAGCAAAGUGACAUGUGUCAUUUAUGAACACUCAGGCAACAUGAUUUGCACCUGGAACACUGGGAAGCCCACCUACAUAGACACCAAGUAUGUGGUGCACGUGAGAAGCUUAGAGACAGAAGAAGAGCAGCAGUAUCUUGCCUCCAGCCAUGUGAAUAUCUCCACUGACUCAUUACAAGGUGGAAAGAAGUAUUUGGUAUGGGUCCAAGCCGUCAAUGCCCUAGGCGUGGAGGACUCACCACAACUACAAGUCUAUCUGGACGAUAUAGUAAUACCUUCUGUGCCCGUCAUUUCCAGAGCUGAAUCUGUAAAUGCUACUGUGCCCAAGACCAUAAUUUACUGGGAUAGCAAAACCAUGGUUGAGAACGCAUUCUGUGAAAUGAGAUACAAAGCAACAAGGAACCAAACGUGGAAUGUUAAGGAAUUUGACACAAACUUAACAUAUGUGCAGCAGUCAGAAUUCUACCUGGAGCCAAACAGCAUAUAUGUAUUUCAAGUGAGAUGUCAAGUACUGGGUAAAAGAAACUGGCAGCCUUGGAGCUCACCCUUUGUUCACAGAACUCCCCAGACAGUUCCCCAGGUCACAGCAAGAUCAUCCCAUGAAUCUCAGAAGAUUGAGAUGCUCGCUGCUACAAUCUUUAAAGGACAUUCUACUUCUGAUAAUAGUCAAGACAUUGGAUUUUUGUCGGGAAUGGUCUUCUUGACCAUCAUGUUGCUGAUUUUUUCUCUGAUUGGGAUAUUUAACAGAUCGCUUCGAAUAGGAAUUAAAAGAAAAGUGUUACUGGUGAUCCCAAAGUGGCUUCAUGAAGAUAUUCCUAAUAUGGAAAAUAGUAAUGUUGCAAAAUUGCUACAGGAAGAAAGUGUAUUUGGAUAUAACAAUGCCGGCGAGCAGGCCCUGUACGUAGAUCCUGUACUCACAGAGGUAAGUGAAGUCACUCCCCUGGAACACAAGCCCACAGGCCUGCUGGAGACCAGAGACUGUGCGCUGACAACUCUGUCGACCAGUUCUUCCGUUGUGUAUAUUCCUGAUCUCAACACUGGAUACAAACCCCAGGUUUCAAACCUUCCCCUUGGGGGAAGCCACUUCAUUAGCAAGGAUGAGAGGGAGUCCACAACCCUGGAGGACGCAGAUGGCCACUUUGCCAGACUGAAAACGUAUCCCGGCUUUGCAUUUUCUGCCUCAAGUAUGACUUUACUAAGCAAAACACUUAUUCUUGAUGAACUGAGCCUCAUUUUAAAUCAAGGUGAAUUCAACCCUCUUGACAUACAAAACUCAAGACAGGAGGAAACCAACAUGAUUCUGGAAAGCAACACACCCAGUGAAACUAUUCCAGAGCAGACCCUCCUGUCAGAUGAAUUUGUCUCCUGUUUGGCAAUUGGGAAUGAGGACUUGCCAUCUAUUAAUUCUUAUUUUCCACAAAACAUUUUGGAAAGUCAAUUCAAUGGGAUUUCACUCUUGCAAAAAUAG
Molecule: messenger RNA, 1851 nt
Organism: Cricetulus griseus (Chinese hamster)
Lineage: Eukaryota; Metazoa; Chordata; Mammalia; Rodentia; Cricetidae
Source: RefSeq, a predicted model, not a curated record